AUGGCCGCCGCCCCUACCCAUCCUGCAGGGCUCCCAGGCUCUCCCCGCCCGGGGUCCCCGCCACCCACCGGCUCCAGUUUGGAGCUCCAGUCGCCGCCGCCGCUGCUGCCCCAGGUCCCGGCCCCGGGCCCUGGGGUGUCCUUCCACAUCCAAAUCGGGUUGACCCGCGAGUUCGUGCUGUUGCCCGCCGCCUCCGAGCUGGCCCAUGUGAAGCAGCUGGCGUGCUCCAUCGUGGACCAGAAGUUCCCCGAGUGUGGCUUCUACGGCCUCUAUGACAAGAUCCUGCUCUUCAAACAUGACUCCACGUCUGCCAACCUCUUGCAGCUUGUGCGCUCAGCCAGUGACAUCCAGGAGGGCGACCUGGUGGAGGUGGUACUGUCGGCCUCGGCCACCUUCGAGGACUUCCAGAUCCGUCCGCAUGCCCUCACGGUCCACUCAUACCGAGCGCCUGCCUUCUGCGACCACUGUGGUGAGAUGCUCUUUGGCUUGGUUCGCCAGGGACUCAAGUGUGAUGGCUGCGGGCUGAACUACCACAAGCGCUGCGCCUUCAACAUCCCCAACAACUGCAGUGGGGCCCGCAAGCGGCGCCUCUCCUCCACGUCGCUGGCCAGUGGCCAUUCGGUGCGCCUAGGCCCCUCUGAGUCUCUUCCCUGCCUGACCGAUGAGCUAAGCGGUAGCACCACUGAGCUCCUGCCUCGCCGCCCCCCAUCCUCCUCCUCCUCAUCUUCCUCCUCAUCCUACACCGGCCGUCCCAUCAAGCUGGACAAGAUGCUGCUCUCCAAGGUCAAGGUGCCACACACCUUUCUGAUCCACAGCUACACUCGGCCCACUGUCUGUCAGGCCUGCAAGAAACUCCUCAAGGGCCUCUUCCGUCAGGGCCUGCAGUGCAAAGAUUGCAAGUUUAACUGUCACAAGCGCUGUGCCACCCGUGUCCCUAAUGACUGCCUAGGGGAGGUCCUUAUCAAUGGAGAUGUGCCAAUGGAGGAGGCCACUGAUUACAACGACUCUGACAAGGCUGCCCUGUUGGAUGAGGCUGACGAUUCCGGCAUCGUCCCGGGCUCACACUCGGAGAAUGCCCUCCACGCCAGCGAGGAGGAGGAAGGCGGGGGAGACAAGUCUCAGAGCGCCCUGGGGUACAUCCCACUGAUGAGGGUGGUGCAGUCAGUGCGACACACAACACGGAAAUCCAGCACCACACUGCGUGAGGGCUGGGUGGUUCAUUACAGCAACAAGGACACGCUGAGGAAGCGGCACUACUGGCGGCUGGACUCCAAGUGCAUCACCCUUUUCCAGAACAAUACAACUAACAGAUACUACAAGGAGAUUCCACUGUCGGAAAUCCUCACCAUAGAACCUGCGCAGAACUUCAGCCUCGUGCCACCAGGCACCAACCCACACUGCUUCGAGAUCGUCACAGCCAAUGCCACCUAUUUCGUGGGCGAGACGUCGAGUGGAGCGCCCGGGGGGCCCGGCGGACAAGGAGCUGAGGCCGCCCGGGCCUGGGAGAUGGCCAUCCGCCAAGCCCUGAUGCCUGUUAUCCUCCAAGAUGCACCCAGUGCUCCAGGUCACGCCCCCCACAGACAAGCUUCUCUGAGCAUCUCUGUGUCCAACAGUCAGAUCCAAGAGAACGUGGACAUUGCCACUGUCUACCAGAUCUUUCCAGAUGAAGUGCUGGGCUCGGGGCAGUUUGGAGUAGUCUACGGAGGAAAGCACCGGAAGACAGGCCGGGAUGUGGCAGUAAAGGUCAUUGACAAACUUCGGUUUCCCACCAAGCAGGAGAGCCAGCUCCGCAAUGAGGUGGCCAUUCUGCAGAGCCUGAGGCACCCGGGGAUCGUGAACCUGGAAUGCAUGUUCGAGACCCCCGAGAAGGUGUUUGUGGUGAUGGAGAAGCUGCACGGUGACAUGCUGGAGAUGAUCCUGUCCAGUGAGAAGGGGCGACUGCCCGAGCGCCUCACCAAGUUCCUCAUCACACAGAUCUUGGUGGCUUUGCGACACCUUCACUUCAAGAACAUCGUCCACUGUGACUUGAAACCAGAAAACGUGUUGCUGGCGUCGGCGGACCCAUUUCCCCAGGUGAAGCUGUGCGACUUCGGCUUUGCACGCAUCAUCGGCGAGAAGUCGUUCCGGCGCUCGGUGGUGGGCACACCUGCCUACCUGGCGCCGGAGGUGCUGCUCAACCAGGGCUACAACCGCUCGCUGGACAUGUGGUCAGUGGGCGUGAUCAUGUACGUCAGCCUCAGCGGCACGUUCCCCUUCAACGAGGAUGAGGACAUCAAUGACCAGAUCCAGAAUGCCGCCUUCAUGUACCCGCCCAGCCCGUGGAGCCGCAUCUCCAAGGGAGCCAUCGACCUCAUCAACAACCUGCUGCAGGUGAAGAUGCGCAAGCGUUACAGCGUGGACAAGUCUCUCAGCCAUCCUUGGUUACAGGAGUACCAGACAUGGCUGGACCUCCGGGAACUGGAGGGGAAGAUGGGCGAGCGGUACAUCACGCACGAGAGCGAUGACGCCCGCUGGGAGCAGUUCAUUACCGAGCGCUCACUACCUGGACCUGGGCUGCUGCCACCUGAUGUGGAUUUCAGUGGGAUCCUCCCACCACAGGACCAUGAGAUGCAGGGGCUAGCCGAGCGCGUCAGCGUCCUCUGA
Elephantulus edwardii (Cape elephant shrew) is the source of this 2643-nucleotide messenger RNA. RefSeq names its product protein kinase D2 (gene PRKD2). Gene Ontology annotation, molecular function: ATP binding; protein serine/threonine kinase activity. Bases 1 to 2643 code for a protein of 880 amino acids. NCBI's taxonomy places the organism in Eukaryota, Metazoa, Chordata, Mammalia, Macroscelidea, Macroscelididae. The record is from RefSeq and is a predicted model, not a curated record. Gene Ontology annotation, biological process: protein phosphorylation. The transcript is spliced from 18 exons.